UCUAAUUUGGCAAAGAGCUUACCAUUAUAAGCAAUGCACAACUUUAUCUUUCUACCUCCCUUGUCUCUGAUUGCAAGCAAACAAGAAAACCCUGCUAGCUAGGUUUUCCAUCCAUCCAUAUGGCUCGUGGAAAGAUCCAGAUCAAGAGAAUAGAGAACACCACAAACCGACAGGUUACUUAUUCCAAACGAAGGAAUGGUCUUUUCAAGAAGGCUAAUGAACUCACUGUUCUUUGUGAUGCUAAGGUUUCUAUUAUUAUGUUUUCCAGCACCGGCAAGCUUCACGAGUAUAUCAGUCCUUCUGUCUCGACAAAGCAGUUUUUCGAUCAGUAUCAGAUGACUGUUGGAAUUGAUCUAUGGAACUCUCAUUAUGAGAAUAUGCAAGAGAAUUUGAAGAAACUGAAAGAUGUUAAUAGGAAUCUUCGCAAGGAGAUUAGGCAGAGGAUGGGAGAUUGUUUGAACGAUCUGAGCAUGGAAGAGCUGAGGUUACUUGAGGAAGAAAUGGACAAGGCUGCUAAGGCUAUUCGUGAGCGUAAGUAUAAGGUGAUAACAAAUCAGAUUGACACUCAAAGGAAGAAGUUUAAUAAUGAGAGGGAGGUGCACAACAGACUCCUGCGUGACUUGGAUGCAAGAGCAGAAGAUGGACGUUUUGAAAUGAUGGAAAGUGGAGCAGCAGAUUAUGAGUCUGUCAUUGGUUUCUCAAAUUUAGGUCCUCGGAUGUUUGCCUUGACCUUACAGCCUACUCAUCCGGCUAACAACCCUCAUAAUACUGGACAACAACAACCUGCUUCGGAUCUCACCACUUACCCUUUACUUUUCUAGUGCUACUUUUUCAUAACACGGAUACCACAAUAAAAAUUAUUAAUUAUAUAUAUAUUAUCAACUACUACUGUUUAUGAUAUAUAUGUUUUACACAUUCUGUUUUUAAAUUCAUUUAUGUGUACCUCAAAUAUCUUCCAUCAAAACCUCUGCCAUGUAAUUUGUGGUUUGGAUCAAAGUAACUCAUUAUUAAAUAUUUUCAA
Molecule: messenger RNA, 1021 nt
Organism: Lathyrus oleraceus (garden pea)
Lineage: Eukaryota; Viridiplantae; Streptophyta; Magnoliopsida; Fabales; Fabaceae
Product: agamous-like MADS-box protein AP3
Exons: 7
Coding region: 120-821 (233 amino acids)
Biological process (GO): positive regulation of transcription by RNA polymerase II
Cellular component (GO): nucleus
Molecular function (GO): DNA-binding transcription factor activity; protein dimerization activity; RNA polymerase II transcription regulatory region sequence-specific DNA binding
Source: RefSeq, a predicted model, not a curated record